GUUUCUGAUGCGCAUUGAUGCUUCCAAAUAUCUGCCCGACAUUCUUUUAUCAACUCGAAUAGCCAUCGGUUAUGACCCCAGAUAGUAAUCCAAGUAUAGAUGGGUUAAAGGAAGUUAGAGGUCUUAGAUCUUUUAUUGUUCUCCCAAAACACUAUUAUCCUGAACCAACCAUGGGCUUCAAAGAGAGUAUGGUUAACUUUAAGAUGUCGCAAUACUUGAGGAUAUUUGUGGUAGAAGGUUGUGAGUUUGAAGGGGGGAAAUUACCAAGCAAGGUGGGUGAACUAAUUCAUUUGAGAUACUUGAGUUUUAGGAAUUCUUAUGUGAGAGAGCUACCAAAGUCUAUAUGCAGCCUGCCAUACUUGCAGACCUUAGAUUUGCGAGUAUGGUACAGUGUUGCUAUUAGAUUGCCAAAUGUGAUAUGUAAGAUGAAAAGACUAAAGCAUUUGUUUCUCGAUCCCAAAAUAGAAGUGAUUGGAGGGGGGAAACUAAGACUAGGUGGGCUACAAGAGUUGGAGACGUUAGAUGAGAUCAGCAGUGAGACAACUUGCAUUGCAGAUAUCCCUACAUUGAUUAGUCUACAGAACAUGUGUGUUUCUGUUCAUGAUGUGGAUGUGGAUAACAUGUCAAUUGUAUUGAACAACAAAAACAGCCAAUUACGUGAGAGUUGGCUUUCAGUUCACUCAUGUGAUUUCAGUUCGGAGAAAGGUAGAGAGGUUUUGAAUCACGGGUUGAUGUCUCCUUCGUUGGUCAGUUUGGAGAUAUGGUAAUGCAAUAUGGGUAGCAGUUUUCCAUACUACAAACCAGAGAUGUGUCAGAAUUUAGUAAAGUUGUGGCUUAGAGAAUGCAAGGUUAAGGUAGAUGUGAAGGACUUUGGCAAGUAUCCCAUGUUGCAAGA
Molecule: messenger RNA, 895 nt
Organism: Salvia hispanica
Lineage: Eukaryota; Viridiplantae; Streptophyta; Magnoliopsida; Lamiales; Lamiaceae
Source: RefSeq, a predicted model, not a curated record